AGAACCUUACCUCGAUCGAGCGAUUGAUUGGCCGUUGGAUCCCAGAAACGGCAAUAAUUAUGAGGACUCUGCAUCCUGGAAAAUACUUAGUAUAGCCAGUCUGGCCAGUUCCAAGUCACCCGCAUCAUCAUAGCAUGUGUAGGUGGCCGAGAGCGGUAUCAGUCGAUCCCUUGUUUUGUAUAUCUAAAUGAUUACCCUUUCGAUUCUGAUAUUCCAAUUGUAGUGCGAAGACAGGAAUUGAUAUAUCUUGUCGUCUUAUGUGAAAGUAGGUCGCACCUCAACAUUGCAGUGAGAAAGCAAUCACGAUGUUCGAGUGGGCGGGCGACCAAUUCUCCAAGCGCGCUAGUGAGGCGUACGAAGGACUCCAAAAAUCGAGUCAUAACUGCGCUUCUGCAGUUAAGUUGUACGGGAGCAAGCUUUCUUCUCAGGGCAUUUCUAGGGAAUCCGCAUAUUCUGCUGCCCUCGUGAUUUUGUUACUGUCCACAUUAGUAACAUAUAUUGUUCGGAGGCGGAACCUCAGCAAAAAUGCUGCACGUCCAUCUACACCCACCACACCAACACUCGAAAAAGCAACAUCGGGCGCCAAAUAUCAGGGACGCGAAUGGGGAAAAUGGAUUCCGUCAGACUUCCGGACUCCUAAGCCAGAGCCGUACCCGGAUUGGUCAGUCGAGCAUACAAAACCCCUUCCGUACAGACCCUUCCGAUACGGUCCUAAAUAUAACGUGACAAUGGGUCUGCGGACGAUGAAACAUCAGGAUUGGAUUGAGCUGGAUAACCACUACCCACGAUAUCACGCAGAUAAGGCGCGACGGAUCAAGGAGCGCGGCGAGAGAUGCUGCCGAACUCAUCCCGAAGCCUACCCGGCCGCCAUCGAACUUCUCGAAGAAUUAGUCGACUACUUACCAGAACGGUACCCAUCAUUGUACAAGCGCACAGCUGUCGGCAUUGACAAUCUCUGGUCGGGUGAAAGCUUCGACAUCACCCAACGACCUCUCCCUGAAGACCCGAUGCAAAUCUGCGCGCGACUCGUGCAAGACGAUCUAGCCAUCAUGAUUGAAAGGCCGGACAGCCAGUACUACCUUCUUGCAGGCGCGGUCCUGCUCGCUGGAUUUUGGCGACUAGAGGACAAAUACGGAAUGGUUAUGUCAGAGAUCCACACAUCAGGUGAUGUCCCGCAAUUCAAGGAGAAGCUGGAAAAGGGCAUGAUGAACUUCUUCCGUCGCCUCAAGCCGGAGGAGAUGGUGGCGCGAAACAACUACUUCAUGCAGGUCGACGAUGACCUAGCCUGGUCGUGGAGCAUCGGAUCCGAGGACUCGGAAGAUGUGAGCUGGAGCACCGCAGAGAAGAAUCGGGCUAUCGAGCACCAUUACUUCCGCUCCGAAAGACAGAGUCUAAGACGGUUACCGAAGAGUGGGGGUAUCGUGUUCACGAUCCGCACUUAUUUUCUCCCGGUCACGGAGAUUGUGAAGGAAGACUAUGUGCCGGGGAGAUUGGCGAGCGCGGUUAGGAGCUGGGGUGAUGAUGUUAGCCGGUAUAAGGGUAAGGAGAGGUAUGGAGAAGUUUUGUUAGAGUAUUUGGACAAGAAACAUCAGGAGCAGGUUGAUAGGGGGUUGGAUAUCAGUCGCGAGGAAGAAGUGAGGGCAUAUCCAUUUUAGCGAUGUAUAUCUUUUCCUGUCUACAGCAAGUGUAUUGUAAAGAAAAUGUUAUUUCUAAAUGUGACAACAACAAUAAAAGAUGAAU
This is a messenger RNA of Annulohypoxylon maeteangense, 1740 nucleotides long. RefSeq names its product mannosyl transferase. Lineage: Eukaryota; Fungi; Ascomycota; Sordariomycetes; Xylariales; Hypoxylaceae. The transcript has a single exon. The record is from RefSeq and is a predicted model, not a curated record. The coding region runs from base 306 to 1655 and encodes 449 amino acids.